This is a messenger RNA of Styela clava, 1929 nucleotides long. RefSeq names its product zona pellucida sperm-binding protein 3 receptor-like. Lineage: Eukaryota; Metazoa; Chordata; Ascidiacea; Stolidobranchia; Styelidae. The record is from RefSeq and is a predicted model, not a curated record.
ACAGGUUAUCAAAAUAACAAUAAACAUGCAGAGAAAUGUUUUUUUGGUAUUGGUCGUUUUUUGGUUUUGUUCAUUUUCGAUGAUAGAAGCAAGGGGAAAGAGAGACAGAGAUCCCCUGCGAUCAGGACCUAUUUGCCGCCGACCUUCAGUUGCAAAAGCAAGAGUAGAACCGUAUCAUGAUAGAUAUUAUCAACAUGUUACCGUGGUGUUCAUAUGUAGACCUCCAUUUACACUGGUUGGACCGAACUCGGCAACGUGCAAGAGAAAUGGCAACUUCACCAAAUUGCCAGAAUGUGUUGUUUGCAAAAAUGAAAAUCCUCCGGAAAAUGGAUCUGUUAAACCAGGAGGCAAACAUAUUGAAGUCGGCCAACAAGUAAGGUUUGCAUGCAAUCACGGAUACACUCUGAAAGAAGACGUUCGCCAAAUUUGUGAAGAGAAUGGCAAAUUGGAAGGACCCGAACCUCUUUGUGAACGAAAUCCAUUCUGUGUGAGACCUCCUUCUUCUACUGUUAUAAUGACUCCGGAAAAACAAGAAUAUGAAAUCGGUGAAAAAAUUAAAUACAAGUGUAAACCUCAUCAAGUUCUGGAACCAAGAAAUUUAACGUUCGAUAUUUGCCAAGAAAAUCGCGAUUUCACUCACAGAGUGCCAACAUGCGUAAAUUCCACAGAACCUAUCAAAUGUAGGCGACCAGAAUCACUGAACAGAAGAAUUGUGAUUAGACCACGAAGGGAUGGUUUUUCGGUCGGCACGGUUGUGCGAUUCACUUGUUCGUCUAAUAAUUUCAAUUUUUCUGGAGACAAAAUGGCAACUUGCAAAGAUGAUGGAACUUUUGAUAUAAAAAAUGAACCUACAUGCAAAGUAUGGCGUUGAUGAUUUAUAGAGAUAAUUUGUAAUCACAGCAAAACCACGAGCCAGAAAACCAGCUAUGAGGCGUUUCUUUUCUUCGAAGCUGUAUCCCAUAUUUCAUGUACCUCGCUGAGACAAAGGCUUUCGAAACCUGGAAAUAUUCGACAAUUCGCAAUGUCGCGAAGAAAUAUUAGGUUCUUUCCUAUGGAAGACUAUUUUAUUAACUUAUGUUCAAUUUUCUGUUGCCUGUUUUCUGUUUUAUUUAUUCCAUAAAGUUGACCCGAAUUUUUUUUAUUCUAUUGAAAUAAGGAAAUGCUAAAUGAUGGUAAACUAGGGUUUCCUUGCUAUUAUACUUAUUUCUUAAAUUUACGUUGUACAUUUAACACCACAUUUUAUAUAUUGUCAAACUCAAUUUAAUACAAUAAUAACUUAAGUUUGUAAACACUCGGAACUUGUCCCUGAAAUAAAAGUUUUCAUCUGUGUACUAGUUUGGCUGUGAGUACUCAUCCCUAUACUGUCAGUGUGCAGUCAAAACAAAGAAAUUUUUAUAUUGAAACUUCAGUUAUGUUGAAUACACUAACCAAUCGCUGUUUUCCUAACCAUAUUGGCUUAAACUGCCCACGUUUCCUGACGGCUCAUGCAUCAUCAUAAAUCUAUAUAAUUUCAGUACCUCUUAUGAUUACUAAAGUAACUCUUGAGUUUUUUGUUAGAUAAGUCUUCUCCUCUUUCUUAGUGAUUGCAGCAAACUUUGCUUUAGACAAAUUUUUACAAUAUUCAUUAUUAAUUAAGUUACAUAUCAUUUUUGAUUAUUGCCAGCAUGAGUUUCCAUUCCAUCAUGACAAAUAUUAUUUAUUUCCAACGUGUGAGUUUCAUUGUUGUCUAUUGGAACUUAAAAAUUAGAAUAUAAGGCUAAUAAAAUAGAAUCAUGUGAAUGCCCCGUAAAACUUUAAUGUGAAUGAAUAAUUGUAAAUUAUUGAAAAAUAUAUGUAGAGAUCUUCAUUAAAUCUAUUCCUUCGCUAUUUUUGUGACUCGUUUAAAUUCUUUGUCCUCUUUAUGAUAUUUUUGUGUUCAUUUAGGUUGAA